Messenger RNA from Humulus lupulus (European hop), 1540 nucleotides. Its product is annotated as probable RNA-binding protein ARP1. Bases 485 to 1261 code for a protein of 258 amino acids. NCBI's taxonomy places the organism in Eukaryota, Viridiplantae, Streptophyta, Magnoliopsida, Rosales, Cannabaceae. The transcript is spliced from 6 exons. Gene Ontology annotation, molecular function: RNA binding. The record is from RefSeq and is a predicted model, not a curated record.
AAAACAAGGUAACGUUUCUUUGCCCAUGAAUGAAUGUAAAUCAUUUUUUUUUCAAAAAAAAAACAAUGAAAUAAUAAGAAGAAGACAGAAAGUUGAAUAAACCAAGGCACUCUACUAUCUGUUGGACCCAUUAUUGAUCAUAGUAUUUUACAACCACAUUUGAUUUGAUUUUUUUUUUAUAUAUAUAUAACUUUCAUAAUCAAAUCCAACCAAAACCAUAAUAUAUAAUAGCAGUAAAGUAAUUAUUAUUAUUAUUAUUAUUUUUCAUCGUAGAAGGUAUCUUUUAUUGUGGAAUCUAUGGCCAGACGUUACUGUCAAAUUUAAGUACUAUUACUACUUAUUGUAUUAGUAACAGUAAUAUAACAACACUUGAUUUCACUCCUUUCUUCAUCUUCUUCUUAAACUCUCACUCUCUCUUUCUCUUCUUCUGUUCAUUACCCUUUUUGUGUAUUAAUCAAACCUCUACAAAUAUAUAUAUAUAUAAAUGUAUAUGCAGAGAGAAAGGAAGAUGAAGGAGAUGGUGGGUUCAUCAGAAGAGGGUGACACAAAAUACAGAAAGAUUUUUGUAGGAGGGUUGGCUUGGGGAACUCAAAGGGAGUCCAUGAAAGCCUAUUUUGAGCAGUUUGGUCAGAUUGUUGAAGCUGUUGUCAUUGCUGAUAAACAUACUGGAAGAUCCAAAGGCUAUGGCUUUGUGACAUUUAAGGAUCCAAAUUCAGCUAUAAAAGCUUGUCAGGAUCCUUACCCUGUCAUUGAUGGAAGAAGAACUAAUUGUAACCUUGCUGCCUUCGGUUCUCCUCCUCACAAAAAUGCUCCAAACACUCCUCAACGUGGAAUUUCAGGGUUGUGGAAGGUCAGAUCAACAUCAUCACCAUCAUCAUCAUCAUCAAUGACUAUGGCAAGGCCAGCUCUUGAUUCUUUAGGUGUCUCAACAUAUAACUACCAACCUCUACCUGAAUAUGCAUACCCUUAUGGGGCUUAUGGGUACCCCAGUUACCAGCAAGACAUUUAUACAGUGAGUUAUUACAAUGCUGCUUAUGGUAUUGGCGGGCAACUGCAAGACUUUCCAGCUCAAUAUGUAAUAGGGUCUCCUAAUGAACUCUACUUCAGUUGGUAUCAAUAUCCAUUGUUGCCACUCUCAACCACCGACCCCAAAACGACACAACAAACCAAUCAAGAAGCAACAGCAACAGAGGCAAUGACAGUGAAAGGUGCAGCAGUGCAUGGAGCAGCAUCUGGUUCUGAACACACUUCAUUUGCUUAAUAUAUACACAAAGUUCCAAGGAUGACUAAAAGGGUUCAUGGCAGAAGUGGAAACCAACUCAAAACAAACAAUGUAUUUUGUUUGGUGGUCCCAGAACAGUAGUAAUAGUAUAGUAGUAUAUAUAUAUAUAUAUAUAGCAAAGACCAUAAUUUUUCUAUUGUGAUAAAGGAGUUUAGGGAUGACUCUUUUUGGCACUAAUGGGUAUCUAUCUGUCUACUCCAAUAGGGCAAGUCAACCUAAACUUUCUACAGACAACACCAUGUGUAGGACAUUUUCUUU